Messenger RNA from Camelus dromedarius (Arabian camel), 1154 nucleotides. RefSeq names its product cornichon family AMPA receptor auxiliary protein 2 (gene CNIH2). The record is from RefSeq and is a predicted model, not a curated record. Bases 64 to 546 code for a protein of 160 amino acids. Gene Ontology annotation, biological process: endoplasmic reticulum to Golgi vesicle-mediated transport; regulation of AMPA receptor activity. Gene Ontology annotation, cellular component: synapse; dendrite; endoplasmic reticulum membrane. Lineage: Eukaryota; Metazoa; Chordata; Mammalia; Artiodactyla; Camelidae. The transcript has 6 exons.
GGCGUCCCCUUGCGCCUGGGCCCCGCGCUGGCGCCCCCCGGGCCGCCGCCCGGCGCGGGGGCCAUGGCUUUCACCUUCGCCGCGUUCUGCUACAUGCUCACCCUGGUGCUGUGCGCCUCCCUCAUCUUCUUUGUCAUCUGGCACAUUAUAGCCUUUGACGAGCUGCGGACCGACUUCAAGAACCCCAUCGACCAGGGGAACCCAGCGCGGGCACGCGAGCGUUUAAAAAACAUCGAACGCAUCUGCUGCCUCCUGAGGAAGCUGGUGGUCCCAGAAUACUCCAUCCACGGCCUCUUCUGUCUGAUGUUUCUGUGUGCAGCAGAGUGGGUGACCCUGGGCCUCAACAUCCCCCUCCUCUUCUACCACCUCUGGAGGUACUUCCACCGCCCUGCGGAUGGCUCUGAGGUCAUGUAUGACGCGGUCUCCAUCAUGAAUGCCGACAUCCUCAACUACUGCCAGAAGGAGUCCUGGUGCAAACUCGCCUUCUACCUGCUCUCCUUCUUCUAUUACCUGUACAGUAUGGUUUAUACGUUGGUGAGUUUCUAAGGGGGAAGCCGGCCAGGGAGCAAGCCCAGAAUGGACCGGACGCCUGUGCACCCCCAGCCCUUCCCCUGGGCCGCAGAGGCCUCAGCCCUGGGGAGGGAGGGGGCACUGGUGCCCCCAGCCUCCUCUUCACUCCCCAAACUGCUGCUGCGGGGACUUCCCGCCUUCAGAGCCCCCCUCCCUUGGACUAGAGCUGGGCAGAGCUCUCAAUAGGGGCAGGAGCUCCUCUGCCAGCCUGUGGGCAUGGCAGUCAGUCCUGGAAGGGGCGGGUCCUCCAGCCUUGUCCACUUCAGGGGGAACUUAGGCCCUGCCAAGGGGUAGGGCUUGACCCUGUAAGUUCUGGGCCGCUCCCCUCCACCCCCACCCUGAGGCUCCCCCUGCAGGUGGGGGGGUACCCACACCGGGAAUGAGCAGGCUCAGCAGGGGGGCAGCCCCACCCCUAGUCUGCCCUCUCCCCUCCCCCAGGAUCUCUCCAUACCCGUCCCUAUCCCCACUUGCCCCAACCCCAGCCUACCCUGUCUCUCUUGGACCUGUUUUCUAUGUUGCCUGGAGGAGUCCGGCACCCCUUCCCCGGCCAUUUGUGACAAAAUAUGAAUAAACUCCUGCAAACA